Brachypodium distachyon (stiff brome) is the source of this 2677-nucleotide messenger RNA. Its product is annotated as nucleolin 2. Gene Ontology annotation, molecular function: RNA binding. NCBI's taxonomy places the organism in Eukaryota, Viridiplantae, Streptophyta, Magnoliopsida, Poales, Poaceae. The transcript is spliced from 20 exons. The coding region runs from base 177 to 2402 and encodes 741 amino acids. The record is from RefSeq and is a predicted model, not a curated record.
GCAUCUCGCGGCCGGAGAGCCCUCAAUCACGACUCAGGUGCGGCGUCGUCCUAUAAACACCGAGCCGCCGCCGCCAUCCCGUCGUCUUCCUCCCCAAAACCCUACUCGAUUCCGGAAUUAGGGUUCGUCGCCGCCCUUGCCCCUGCCUAUGCGGGCGUGAGCUCAGAAAAUAUAUAAUGGGUAAGUCGAGCAAGAAGUCUUCGGUUCAGGUUUUACCUGCCACUGUCUCAACCCAAGAUGGAAAAUCUGGAAAGAAAGGCAAGAGAAAUGCGGAAGAUGACAUUGAGAAGGCUGUCAGUGCCAAGAAGCAAAAAACUGCAGCUGAGAAGGUUGUGCCUGUCAAGAAUGAUGCCAGUAAAGUUAAGAAGCAGCUCCCUCCAAAGAAGGUCGAAACCAGCAGCUCUGAUGAUGAUUCUUCAGAAUCUGAGGAGGAGGUGAUGGUCCAACCUCAUAAGGCUGCAAAAAUUGUUAAGCAGGAGUCCAGCUCCGAAAGCAGCGACGAGAGCAGCUCUGAUGAGGAACCUGCAAAAAGGCCUGCUGUACUUGCUAGCAAUGGUUCAAAGAAGGACGAGUCCGGCAGCAGCACCUCUGACAACAGCUCUGAUGAGGAUGAUGAAAAGCAAGCUACUCAAAUGAAGAAUUCCUCAGCUGCUAUUGUACAAAAGAAAAAACAAGGAUCGGACAGCUCUGAUAGCGAUCCUGAUGAUGAAUCAGGUGAUUCUGGUGAUGAAUUAGGUGAUUCCAUUGAUAAAUCAGGUGAUUCUGAUGAUGAAUCAGAUGAGGAUAUGCCCACUGCAGUGCCUGUCGCCAAGAAAAUGGAAGAAUCCAGUGGAAGUUCUGAUUCUGAAAGUGACUCUGACGAUGAGAAGCCAGAUACUCAAGUGAAGAAUUCUUCAGUUGUGGCGGUACAAAAGAAAAAACAUCAAUCGGACAGCUCUGGUAGUGAUUCUGAUGAUGAAUCAGAUGAGGAUAUGCCCGCUAAAGCGCCAGUAGUAGCCAUAAGAAGGGAAGAAUCCAGUGAAAGCUCUGAUUCUGAAAGCGACUCUGGCUCUGAGGAUAUACCAAGUCAACCUUUGAAGGCUUCUGCUGCUAAAAAGAGCGAAGAAUCUAGUGAUAGCUCAGAUUCGGAUUCUGAAGAAGUUAGCUCAGAUUCGGAGUCUGAAGAAGAUACCACUGCUAUAACAGUUCAAUCAUCCAAGGUAGCAGUAGCAGUUUCUAAAAAGAAAGAUGAAUCUAGUGAUAGCUCAGAUGCUGACUCAGAUUCUGAGUCUGACGAACCAGCAAAAUCUACCAUCCCUGCCAAGAGACCUCUGACAGGGGAGAAAAACAAAGGAGAUUCCAAGGAUGAUUCUGAUGAUACUUCUGAUGAAAGUGAUGAAGAGCCUCCACCAAAGAAGCUUAAGGAUUCUUCAACUUCUGGUACUGCCAAGCCAGUCUCCAAGGUUGCCAAGAAAGAAAGCAGUAGUGAUGAUGACAGUUCUAAAGAAAGCUCUGAUAGUGACGAGGAAAGUGAUGAAUUGGCAUCUAAGAAAAAAUCGGCACAGAAUGAUCAAAAAACUCCUGCCAGCAGUAGUGAAGCUACUACUGGGUCCAAGACCCUUUUUGUCGGAAAUUUGUCAUACAGUGUGGGCAUUGAACAAGUUAAAGAAUUUUUUCAGGAGGUGGCAGAAGUUGUUGAUGUUCGUUUUGCUACCUUCGAAGAUGGGAGCUCCAAAGGCUUUGCACAUGUUGAAUUUGCUACAACUGAAGCUGUUCACAAGGCUCGCGAAUUGAAUGGUCAUGAUUUGAUGGGCCGGCCCGUGAGGCUUGAUCUAGCUCGUGAGCGAGGCGCGUAUACUCCUGGCAGCGGGAGGGACAAUAGUUCUUUCAAGAAGCCUGGUCAAAGCUCUAGCAAUACUGCCUUUAUUCGAGGCUUCGAUGCAUCUCUUGGGGAGGAUCAGAUCCGAAGUUCACUUCAAAAACAUUUUGGCUCGUGUGGAGAGAUAACAAGAGUUUCAAUUCCAAAGGAUUAUGAAACUGGUGCAAGCAAAGGAAUAGCUUACAUGGAAUUUAGUGAUCAGAGUUCCUUAUCCAAAGCUUUCGAGCUGAGCGGAUCUGACCUUGGUGGCUUCAGCUUGUAUGUUGAUGAAGCGAGGCCUAAACAAGACAACAGAGAUGGCGUCCCUAGUGGUGGCAGACGCAGCGGUGACAGUGAAAGAGGUAGAGGAAGAGGAAGAAGAGGUCGUGGCCGUGACGGAGGGGAUAGUGGCCGCAGUGGACGUGGCAGAUUUGGCCGGGGUGACAGGGGCCGGGGCGACAGAGGUCGGGGUGACAGAGGCCGUGGUGGUCGGGGUGGUACACCUUUCAGGCAGAGUGCUGGUACCCCUAGUGCAGGAAAGAAGAUCACUUUCAGUGAUGACUGAGCUUUUGAGUUGAAAUUUGAUCUAGAAGCUGCAGAAGAGUCCCUUCUUCCAUCGAAUGCGAGCAAUUCCUUUUUGGUGCCUCGAGACUGUUCGGGCAUGUUAUUAUAGCAUCUUAUUGAAGACCAGGUUUAUAGUAUCUCAAUUGGAGACCAUGUUGGUAUCUCUGCCAGACAAUUUCGGCUGUUUUAGUUUUAUACUUGAUGAUGUGGUGAUUUCAGUGAUAUACAUUGCAUCGUUGGUUCCUCACGGUACUAGUCAAAUAUUUUUCUGUUUGA